AAACGAAGUUGAUUCAACAUAGAUAAAUAUGUACUCUAUAGAGAUGGGAAAAUAUUAUAUACAUAGGAGAAAAUUUGUAGACGACCAUACUUUUAUUUCAGGUAUAUAUGAAUACAAAAAUAAUAGUUUAUAGGCACAUAAAUAUAUGUUAUAUAAUUGGGUGUCUUUUGUAUGUACGUAUGUACGUAAUAUGUAUGUUGUAUGUAUGUAUGAAAAUGCUUAUGUAUGUUUGAAUGUAAAAGUAAUAGCAAUAAUUAUAAUUAUAACUGAAUUUUAGUAACUUCCUAUUGUAUACACAGAUAAAAUAGCACAAGAUGAUUCACGAACGAUUCGAAUCAAUGGAAGCAAGGCAUAAUGUCAUAAAUUGUCAUAGUAAAUACAUGUUACGAGUAUCAAUGAUAUAACUGAUUCAUUUGGAAAUGUACUUAACAGUAAUAUCAGUGUAAUUACUUCCAUUGUUAGUCAUUAAUUGUAUUAUGGACUUACUGAGGAUUAUUUUGGUUAUUACAUGUUCACUGAAGAAAAUGAUCAGAAAUAACAAUUGAAUUUUUGUUAAGAAAAAUCACUUAGUUCGUAUUAAAACUGAUUGAACACUGUUUUAUGGGAUCAUUUGUUUACUGAAUGUGUGAAACAUAAAAGAUAAUUAACUUACAAAAGUGAAAAAAGCACACUUCAUACCACUAAGAUAAAAUGCUUGAAGAAUUAAAUAUUGGUGAUUUAAAUGAUGUGCACAAUGAUAAUAAAACAGGAAAAUGGACUUCAUCCAAUGAUCGUAGUAGAUUAUCACGUUAUCGUGAAAGUUAUUGUUCUGAUGUGGAUUUAUUGCCUUCAUUAUGCACAAACGUAACAGUUGAUAUCCAUCAAGAUAAUAUUAAUAAUAGUGAUUUUAUUCACUUAGCUCGGAAAAAUUAUGAGCCAUUAAGAAAUAGUGAUGGAAUUAACACUAAGGCAGUUAACAAUAAUAGCGGCAGUGACGAUAGGAGUGAUGAUGAUUAUAAUGAUGACGAGAAUCUUAUGAGCUGGUUACUGAAACAGUUUAGAGAGAAUGGUUUAGAGUACAAUGACAAUAACUUAAAAAAUGAUGACUUAGAGAAAAUUGAUGCAUUUAAUUAUGUGAAGCGAUUAAAUCACAAAACGUCAACUAUCCCACAUAAUCUACCAAUAGAUGAUUCUAAUUCAUCUAUUUCAAGUUAUCAGGCUACAAUCGAUUCAAAGAAAUCAAAAACACAAAAUGAGCACUCAUUAAAUAAUAAUAAUAAUAAUUUUAAUAAAGAACAAUUUGGGCAUAAACAAUAUCAUCAUUUUCCUCGCAUGUAUCCACCUGUCAGAGAUUCAUCAGUCGAGUCUAGAAAGUUGUGCCAAAGGAAUAAAUCAAACAAUUCAAUAAUGACAACAGCAACAACAACUAACCCGGCUAUAGAAUCAGUGAAUUCAACUAUACUAAAAACAAUAAACAAUACAAAACAUCAGUGUCAACUUAUCAAUAGUUUAUUUCAUCAAAUAACUAAAAAGUUGACUUGUUUACAUGAAUUUGACAAGCAAGUUAUUAAUGAACUUCAAAAUGCUAGCCAAAUCAUAAAUGAUUUACAAAAAACAAUAAAAUUUUCCGAAUCCUCUUUAUUGAAUUCAUUACAUUAUCAAUUAAAUGAACAUUUUUGUCAACCUAAAAUAUUCACAACCGAAUUUUAUAAAACUACAAAUGGUUUUAAAAAGAAAACUGGAAUAAAGGAUUUUUCUAAAAAGAAAAUUUAUAAUUUAGAUGGAAACUUGAAAAGAUCGAUUAUAGAUGAACAACAAUCAUAUCCAGUAUAUAGUCCAGAAUUAGAUUGUCGAUCACCUGCGGAAAAGGAUGACUGGAGAAGUCCUAUCGCAGAGAAAAAUGAACGUCAUUCAAGUCAAAGAAAAUUCACAGAAUCGCCAUGGGGACCAGUAUCAGUUCAACAAGCAAAAAAAUUAACAAAAGAUCUCGAUCAAUGCCCGAAAGUCAUUGGUCAAAACAAUAACAAUCGUAAAAAUAAUCACCUUAUAACAAAUGAUAAUUAUUCGAAAUGGUUAAAAUCUUCGAAAUCUUCAAUGAGUAAUAAUAAUUUAGAUAAAUUGAAUGAAUCUAUUUAUCAAACUAAUGAUGUAACUGAUAAAAAGUCUAAUUUGUCAAAUGAACGAUAUUUUAGCCAAUUAACUUUACCAAUGUAUUCAACGUUUUCCAGUACCAAAUCAAAUACAGUUUAUUUGAAUACAUCUAAAGAAUUUAAUGUUUCAGAGAGUAAUUCAAACAAAUUCACCACAACCAAAGGUAUUCAAUCUUUAUUUAGAUUGCCAUUCAAAAGAAAAGCAAGUACACCUGGACCGAAUAUGCAAUCUGUAGAACAUCCAUUAAAAUCUCAUGGACGUUCAGCUAGUUUAGCUCAACUGAAUACAUCAAGUGAAAAUCCGUCUGUUAUGUCUGUAUCAAAUGAUCAAUUGAAUAAAAGUACUAAUAAAUUAAACGUGCCAUAUAUUAAACCUUUACUACUUAAAGAAUUGUCGAAAAUUUGAAAUUGAGAAACCAAUGAAAUGACCAUAUUUUUAUUAAAAAAUGUUUCAAAAAUCUUAAAAAUUCUUAAUUAAUAAAUUGUGACUUUCUGCUUUAUAUUCUGCGUUCAAUAUAUUUCUUCUAAUAAAUAUUUUGUCCGUAAGAAUAUAAUCAACAAAAUUAUUUUCUAAAGUAAACUAAUGUGCCUAAAA
This is a messenger RNA of Schistosoma spindalis, 2724 nucleotides long. The record is from the annotation of a GenBank genome assembly. NCBI's taxonomy places the organism in Eukaryota, Metazoa, Platyhelminthes, Trematoda, Strigeidida, Schistosomatidae.